This is a messenger RNA of Cordyceps militaris CM01, 477 nucleotides long. RefSeq lists its product as uncharacterized. The transcript is spliced from 3 exons. Gene Ontology annotation, cellular component: mitochondrial large ribosomal subunit. Gene Ontology annotation, molecular function: structural constituent of ribosome. The record is from RefSeq and is a predicted model, not a curated record. The coding region runs from base 1 to 477 and encodes 158 amino acids. Lineage: Eukaryota; Fungi; Ascomycota; Sordariomycetes; Hypocreales; Cordycipitaceae.
AUGGCCUCGACGUCGCAAUUCGUCCAGCUGGCCAAGAGCCUGCCCGAGCCCCUGCAGCGCUUCUUCGCCCGAUGGCCGCCCGCCGCCCUCGCCUCGCCGGGUAGCGCGCCCACGACCUUUCAACAACUGCGCCCAGAUCCCUUUGAGUUCUACAAGCACCCCGUGACGGGCCGGCGGCAGGAUCCCGUGUACUCGGCGCGGCGGCAGGCGCAGCUGCUGCGCAUGGCGCGCGACCACGGCGUCGCGGAGCUGCUGCCCGCUUCGGCCAAGAACCCGACGCAGCGCCUGGCGCACCGCGUCGAGCACGGCCUGCGCGUCAAGGGUACGGGUGUGGGACAAAAGGUCAAGGGUCACAUUCACGAGCGACACAUGAUUGCCAAGAUGGAACAGAAACGAAAGGCAAUGUUGGAAAUGCCCGACCUUAUCAAGAAGUGGAAGACGGUCGGAAAGCGAAACUGGACCAAGUUUCCGAAAUAA